AUGUCCAAGGAUUCUUAUGCAUUAUGUCGCGUGUUCAAGAAAUCAAUACAAGUUUCUAAAACAACAGAACAAGGAAAUAAUAAUGAAUUGCAGAAGGAAACAAUGGCUGGGGUCUCUGAUGAGCUAAUGUUAGGAGAUGACACAAGUGGGAUUGAAAGUUCCCACGGAAGAGAAGCCGAAGAUGAGAAUUUCAAUUACUCUAAUAAUAAAUUGCCAUCUGAUACUUCUUCUUCAGAUUUCACUAGAGGAACUCCCACUGAAACUGUCGGCACAACUGAUGAGUUACAAGCUCCAUUUGUCUCUGACGAAGCCAACAGUGCAGCUAAUAUGUAUUCACUUGGCGUCGACUUCUCUUCCAAUCUAAUUCAGGAAAUGCAAAUGCCGAAUAUGUAUGCAGAAGACCUUCAAUAUCCGUGCCCUUACCCACCAUUAGAAGUAGAAGACUUCCCACAAAUAAACAUAGCGGAGACAAAGCCAUCAAAGCUUGAGAAUUUGGAAGAGAGCUUGAUACACGAUAAAUAUUGUAGGGAUUACAUGAAUGGGACACUGGAAGAGAUUUUCUAUUUGUGUGCUUCUCAAGACAAUUCCAUGGCCCUCCCCAUGCAAGAAUGAAUAAUCAUCACAUUACUAACAAAUUAAAUGAUAUAGCUUUUAUACUUGUUUUUCUUAAUGUCUCAUACAUAAACAUAUAUGUAUGCUACUUAAAUUUAUACUUAGAAUAUAUUGACGAAACAAAUUUAAGGUUA
Molecule: messenger RNA, 746 nt
Organism: Mangifera indica (mango)
Lineage: Eukaryota; Viridiplantae; Streptophyta; Magnoliopsida; Sapindales; Anacardiaceae
Exons: 3
Coding region: 1-612 (203 amino acids)
Source: RefSeq, a predicted model, not a curated record